GACGAGUUGUCACUCACUUUUAUAUCCGAACUCAAACUGCUAAGAUCACAGAAUAUAUACUUGAAAUAUCAUAUAAUGUCGUGCCUGACGCUGAAGCGCCCCCUUACAUUUGAGGAGGAUUUCGCGGACAACGUUCCCCUUAAACGAAGACGCUUGCAGAUCCAGAUAAAUAACACUGCACCGGAACCGAAGCCGAAAGCCACCCGAUCGGAUAAGGUCCCUGAUGAUAUUCAAGAGUCCUUGAAGUACUUGCCCCCUCUGCCAGACAUGGACUCAAGUGACUCGGAGAUGGAAAUCCAGACCGCCUCCGCCAACAGCUCGCCAGUCAGGGUGAAGGCCUCCGAGGAUGUUCCGAGGAACUUGUUCACCACCAAGCAACUCUACUCGAUGUGCCGGAGCAUGAUCGAACAGAGCGAGGGUCGUUUACGGGAGGAAUACGAGCAGGUGCUCACCCAGAAGAUGGCUGAGCAGUAUGAUACCUUCAUCAAAUUCACCCACGAUCAGAUGUACCGGGACAACGGACAGUGUUCUAGUUAUUUGAAGUAAAAAAUUUUUUCGAUCGUUGUAUUUGUUGCCUAAAAUAAAUAUUUAUUUUUCUGAAU
This is a messenger RNA of Drosophila ananassae, 602 nucleotides long. Its product is annotated as akirin. Gene Ontology annotation, molecular function: transcription coregulator activity. The transcript has a single exon. Gene Ontology annotation, biological process: positive regulation of transcription by RNA polymerase II; positive regulation of innate immune response. Gene Ontology annotation, cellular component: nucleus; chromatin. Bases 76 to 546 code for a protein of 156 amino acids. NCBI's taxonomy places the organism in Eukaryota, Metazoa, Arthropoda, Insecta, Diptera, Drosophilidae. The record is from RefSeq and is a predicted model, not a curated record.